Molecule: messenger RNA, 333 nt
Organism: Prunus armeniaca (apricot)
Lineage: Eukaryota; Viridiplantae; Streptophyta; Magnoliopsida; Rosales; Rosaceae
Source: the annotation of a GenBank genome assembly
AUGCCAAAUCACCUUGCCGACACCACCAAGCUCGAACCCAGCAAAGACCCAAUGCCAAGCUGCAUCAACAAUUUUUCCAGGCACCCAGCUCCUCAAAACUGGUGCUUCAACUCCAGGCACUUGCCGAACCCCUGCUCCGAUUUGCUCAAGACACCCAAAACGCAAAGAUGCCGAACCACUAAGGGCCUAGACCCGAGUGCCCAGCUCAACCAAAGUGCUCAAGGCACCUUCAAAUCUCUGCUUGCCGAACGGCAAGCACCGUUCGGACGGAAAGGGAGACACCCGAUCUGCCCAGCUCCGGCUCAGCUUGCCGAAGGAACGAACAUCUACUAA